AUGUCUAACGCCGAUUCACGCUUACGGCGGGAUAAGUCCCUGUUCUUCGACGAUGGCAACAUUAUCAUCGCAGCAGCUCCGGCAGAUGACAUGAAGGGACUCCUCUUCCGUGUUCACAAAUCCAUCCUUGUCAAACACUCUCCAGUCUUUGCAGACAUGUUCACUCUGCCUGAUCUGCCGUCCGACACUCAAGAUCAAAACAACCUGUACGAAGGCUUACCCGUUAUCCCCAUGUACGACAAGGCACAAGACGUUCGUGGCCUUCUUCGUUUCUUCUAUGAUGCCCCGUCUUUCAUCCUUGAUCGCUAUGAUCCCAAAACUGCGGAAAGGAUCUUCGGUAUACUGGCCCUAGCGAAAAAGUCCCAAAUCACGCCCUUGUGGAACCGACUGGUCAAACAUAUCAAAAGAUGCUGGCCUCAGACACUCACAGCGUGGGACGUCCUAGAAUCCGAUGCAAAAAUCCGUCACAAUCAGCGUUACGACGAGGAGCUGAUUGAUCUAGUGCCAUACAACGACGAUAUCUUCCCCGAGCCCGGGUUUGCGAUCCAUCUCGCGCGCACCCUGGACAUCCGAGAGAUCUUGCCGGCCGCGUUUUACCACCUCUCGCGCCUGAAAAUAUCUCACGAUAGGAGCGUCAAGGAGGAUACGCUUGACGACAUGAGCGAGGUUCGUCACGAAGAGAUCAGCGAACAUUUGGUGGAUUAUGGUGGUCGAACUGCCAAUUGGUCGUACCUGUCUAUCCAGGAUUUCAGAUGCUUGUUGCUCGGUCGGGAGCGCAUCGAGCGUUUCUUGCCCACCCAGCUUCAUCGUUUCGCACCUGCCGAGUGCUGGUACAAGACAUGCAAAGGAAAAGUUCCCGAGGCUCAAUAUCGGUCACUGUAUCGUUCCCCUGAUGUGCUGAAUGACCUCAAGUACUUUAUCCCCGAGGACGAAGAAUACUCCACAGACGAUAUAUGCAUGUCUUGCCGCAAACAUUCCCGGGGUAUUGCACACGACAUUCGACUGACCAUCUGGGAUCAGCUUGCAGAGUUUUUCGACCUUCCCCCUGUUCCCGAAGACGAUUUUGCCGCCGUGCUUCCUUGA
Messenger RNA from Coniophora puteana RWD-64-598 SS2, 1083 nucleotides. RefSeq lists its product as uncharacterized. NCBI's taxonomy places the organism in Eukaryota, Fungi, Basidiomycota, Agaricomycetes, Boletales, Coniophoraceae. The record is from RefSeq and is a predicted model, not a curated record. The transcript is spliced from 2 exons. The coding region runs from base 1 to 1083 and encodes 360 amino acids. Gene Ontology annotation, molecular function: protein binding.